This is a messenger RNA of Histoplasma capsulatum G186AR, 2511 nucleotides long. Its product is annotated as RING-14 finger domain-containing protein. NCBI's taxonomy places the organism in Eukaryota, Fungi, Ascomycota, Eurotiomycetes, Onygenales, Ajellomycetaceae. The coding region runs from base 1 to 2121 and encodes 706 amino acids. Gene Ontology annotation, molecular function: metal ion binding. The transcript has 5 exons. The record is from RefSeq and is a predicted model, not a curated record.
AUGGGGAUGGAUACCCCAGCUAGCAAUGAUGAUAUUGAAUACGAACCUACCACUACCCCUGGGCCACCGGGCCCAACACCAACAACCGAUAUCUUGAUACAGAUGAUGAUGGGAUAUUUGAAAAAGCAAGAUGAAUAUUUGAAAAAGCAAGAUGAAUGUCUGAAGAGAAUGAAUGAAUAUUGGGAUAGAAGGAUGGGAAAAUCCUUACAAAAAUCAGCUGAAAACUCUGAUUCUCUGUCAAGAGAUCAAGAGGAUAUCAAACAAGGGGAGGAUGAGAUGGAACUGGCUACACAAGCCACUGUCACUGCUCCUCCAUCUACUGAAGAACCCUCUGAAGAACCAACCAUCAAAGAACCCCCUGCAAGAAUCACCAAAGAACCCCCAAUGAAAACCAUCAAAGAACCUCCUAUAAGAACCACCAUGAUGAGAUUGGCCAUUAAGAAUACCACCACCAAUACCACCACCACCACCACUGCCAUCAAAGAACUUUUCAAACAUCGAUACUACUACCACGAACCGAAGCCUCACAGAUGCCGAAAGGCACGUGGCGCGCUUUUCACACCCAUUGGAGGGCUUGGCAUCCAAGGUUGCUGCCAAAUUGCCCAAAACGGAGUCAUCGAUAUCCGUGACAUUCGCCUUCUGCUUGUCUCGCUCAUAAACGCCGGCCACGCCCAGGAUCCGUUGUCUGUCUGCCCCCCGGUUAUGAAGUUUGCGCAUGACUACACGCAGAUCCUCAACGCUGAGGAUUACCCUUCCCAGUGGGUUCAGUCUGCAAUCUCCUACAAGCGCCUCAAGAAAUGUAUCAAAAAGGUGCGUAAGGAGCUGCUGUCCCUGGGCCUACGCCCGGAGAUUCUGAACCUCCUCUGGCACCAGAGUCAAGCGGCAAACGCGGCAGGGUAUGAUGGUGCUGGUGGUGAUAGCCUGCCUUUCGGCUUCCAAUACUCUCUGAGCAAAAGCCCUUUAACGUCGUUCUGGCUGCCGAAAUUGACCUUCGUCGUCGACCCCAUGGAUGGUUCCCCGAUUGAUGCCUUCGUCUCUCCUGAAACCCUUGAGUUCCUUCAACAACUGAACAAAAUUCCGCUUCCGAUACCUGCUGCUACUUUGGCUAGACUGGACUCUGAGUUGGGAUCGUUUACCCAUCAUGGUUUCCUGGAAGUGGUUGCUGAUGGGGAAUUGAGCCUUGACAAACAGGGGGAAGCGGUCAAGAAGCUAGAUUAUGACGCCGAAACAGUGCACUCCGUCGAGAUACCGCUCUCCGCUGACUCGGAAUUUUUCCAUAUUCUAAACAAAGAGUUAUCAGGCUUGGACGAGCUCCAAGAACGAGAACAAAUUGGACUAAGUGAACGGGCUAAGGACUUGCGUCAACAAAUCGUUAAGAUCACGAAGCCCCAAUUCAGGAGAUCUCAAUCCGCCCUAUAUGUGUGGCGGGAAAUAUUCCGACUGUAUAUAGACAUGCAGGUUUUUUUCUGCACCGACGAGCAGGGUUCUGGCCAGAGAGACGCCGAAACUGCCAGCCGGAAACUGGAGAAAUUCCAAACAACGUUAAAACAAGGCCGGCAGAUCAAAAAGCUUGGAAAGGAGGGCCGUACCGCGCUUGAGGCCUUUCUGUGCAUUAACAAUGUUUUGUUGCAAAAUCUAAAGUUCCAGGAGAUCAAUCGCACUGCCCUCACCAAGAUCUUGAAAAAGUUUGACAAACGCACCGCUCUCCCAGCUGGGACUAUUUUCCCAGAACUCAUGGUUGUUGAGACGUUUUUAGCUGAAACUAUGGCCAAGGCUGUCUGUUACACGAUUUCCGAAGAGGUCCUUACUGUCAUACCCCAGCUGGACGACUACCUAUGUCCUAUCUGUUUUAAUAUUUCGUUCAAACCUGUGCGACUGCGUUGUAACCAUAUUUUCUGCAUCCGUUGCUUGGUUGUUAUGCAGAGAGCUAAACAGAACAACUGUGCGCUCUGUCGAGAGGGUGUCGUAAUGGAGGCUACAGGAGCAAACCUAGACAAUGAACUUCUUGCAUUCCUAGCGUCCAGUUUCCCGAAGGAGACGAGGGCCAAACAAAAGGAAAACGAGCGAGCGGCGACGAUCGACCUUUAUGGUAAUUCUUACGAUUCUUGCUCCGUGAUGUAGUGUGCUCUCAUUGCCCACUUUUACUUCUAUUAAAUUUUAUUUCAGUGAUAAUGUUAAUUAUAAUUAAACCGACGGGACCCAUGAUAGGAAGAGGAAGAUUUGUCCCGUAUUCCAAGGCUUCUCUCUGUGCCACUGGAGAAAAGGUAGAGCGGCCAUCAACCGGGAGACAAGUACAGGGAGCUUACUCGCUUAUUUGUCUUCUGUUGGGCCACCGGUACGGGGCAGGGCUAGGGGGGUUAGGUUGUGGCCAUAUAUUGCGUUCAAGAACGUUUGAUUCCAGAACACUACUCCUGCUAUACUAUUUGGUUUUCAAUGGGUUAUUGGGCUCUAGUACUGUACAUUCCGUAUAUAUAUUCUGAAUGAUGGAUGGCAGUUGUGAAUAACGAUAUC